Copidosoma floridanum is the source of this 1335-nucleotide messenger RNA. Its product is annotated as putative cytochrome P450 4ac1. NCBI's taxonomy places the organism in Eukaryota, Metazoa, Arthropoda, Insecta, Hymenoptera, Encyrtidae. The record is from RefSeq and is a predicted model, not a curated record. Gene Ontology annotation, molecular function: oxidoreductase activity, acting on paired donors, with incorporation or reduction of molecular oxygen; heme binding; iron ion binding.
CACAUAUGUUUAUAUUCUUCCUUUAUUACAGUCGAUUUCUAUAGAAUACUGCGAAAGUGGGGAAAGGCUUAUUAUCCGGUUUAUCGAAUGUGGAUAAUCGAUAUGGCAAUAAUUAAUAUAUCUCAUCCAGAUGACUUGGAGAUUUUAUUAACGAGUAAAAACCACAUCAACAAAAAUUUUGGAUACUUUUAUUUUACCCCAUGGUUGAAAUCUGGUCUUUUAACAAGUAGAAGCGACUAUUGGUUUCACAGACGAAGGAUACUGACACCAGCUUUCCAUUUCAAUAUUCUAAAAGAACUUAUGAAAACAAUUAUACGACACACCGAUAAAUACAUCUUCGAAAUGAAGACAUUAGGUUCUGAAUCAAUUAUUGAUCUGGAGCCAUUUUGUAUAAAAUUUACUUUGAAUGUACUCUGUGGUAAGAAUCUUAGACCGUAUUUGAAAGAUUGGGCAUUACCUUUUGUACCCCACAUAAAUAAAAGACUCAAAAAAAGUGCAUAUGAUAUGGAUAAGUUUAUAAAUGACAUUGUAGUGAAACGACGGCAGUAUCAUGAAGAAUCUAAUUACGAAAAUUUAGAAAAAUUUGAUUGUGUCGAGAAUCUGGAUGAAGAUGAUUGUUACACGUUAAAUUUAAUUUCAGAAGGGAAAAAGAAACAACUAGCUAUGCUCGAUCUCCUUUUAGCUGCCGAAAGGAACAAGUUAAUAGAUCAUGAGGGUAUAAAAGAGGAAGUUGCCACUUUUGUUUUUGCAGGACAUGAUACAACUGGUACAGCUUUUAUCUUCACUACGUUGUUACUUGCAGAACACAAGGAUGUCCAAGAACUGGCUAGAAAAGAGGUGGAGGAAGUUUUCAAUCAGAACGGCGGAAAUUUAAAUUUUUCAGCUCUUAAUGAUUUAAAGUAUGUUGAGAGAUGCAUUAAAGAAUCCAUGCGCUUGUACCCGCCAGUCCCAACAAUCGUCAGAUACAUGACCGAAGACCUACAAAUGAAAAAUUGUUUGGCUCCCAAAGGAUCGAACGUGAUGAUACAUAUCGUUGACGUGCAUCGUGACCCAAACUUCUGGCCUGAGCCAGACAAGUUUGAUCCUGACAGAUUUCUACCUCAUGAAGUCAACAAUCGUCACCCGUUCGCCUACAUACCCUUUAGUGCUGGGUUUCGAAAUUGCAUUGGUCAGAAGCUGGCAAUGAUGGAGUUAAAGUCAGUGAUUUCAACUAUUUUGUACAACUUUUACAUAGAACCAGUUGAUAAAUUAGGUGAUUUUGAAGCAGUUGCAGAUGCUAUUACUCGACCUAGCCGUCCAGUUAAAGCCAAGUUUGUAAGAAUAAAUAAGUUUUAA